Molecule: messenger RNA, 791 nt
Organism: Corylus avellana
Lineage: Eukaryota; Viridiplantae; Streptophyta; Magnoliopsida; Fagales; Betulaceae
Product: protein TERMINAL FLOWER 1-like
Biological process (GO): negative regulation of flower development; vegetative to reproductive phase transition of meristem
Cellular component (GO): nucleus; cytoplasm
Source: RefSeq, a predicted model, not a curated record
UAUUCUAUUCUUGUAUACAUAAUCUGAAGCCACAUUGGAUCUGAAAUAUGAAUUGCAUGCUACUUUAAACUAGUAUAUAUAGGCUGCUUCCUACAUCCAUGCCCAAUAACAAACUCUAUCUCCAGAGUUAUCUUAUACAAUCUCAGGGGGCUUCUUCACCUUCUCGAUCUCCGGCCGUUUCUGAUCCCUCCUCCAAUGGCAAGAACUUCAGAACCUCUGAUUGUCGGGAGAGUGAUAGGAGAUGUUCUUGAUUCUUUCACACCAACCAUAAAAAUGUCUGUCACUUUCAACAACAAGCAAGUCUGCAACGGGCAUGAGCUCUAUCCUUCCUCAGUAACCACCAAACCUAGGGUUGAGAUUCAAGGAGCUGACAUGAGAUCUUUUUUCACUCUGCUCAUGACUGACCCAGAUGUUCCUGGCCCUAGUGAUCCUUAUUUAAGGGAGCACCUGCACUGGAUAGUCACAGACAUCCCGGGCACAACAGAUGCCACAUUUGGAAGGGAGGUUGUGAGCUAUGAGAUUCCAAGGCCAAAUAUAGGGAUCCACAGGUUUGUGUUUGUUCUGUUCAAGCAGAAACGAAGGCAAUCAGUGAACCCACCUUCUUCCAGGGAUCACUUCAGCACCCGAAGUUUCACAGCCGAAAACGAUCUCGGCCUCCCAGUUGCUGCUGUUUAUUUCAAUGCACAGAGAGAAACAGCUGCAAGAAGACGCUAAUAAUUAAGUGAAGCCCCCAAAAAAACUCCAUGUUAUUAGUGCAAUCUAUUAGAAUAAAAAAGUGGAGCUCUGAUCAU